Morchella importuna is the source of this 732-nucleotide messenger RNA. RefSeq lists its product as uncharacterized. NCBI's taxonomy places the organism in Eukaryota, Fungi, Ascomycota, Pezizomycetes, Pezizales, Morchellaceae. The transcript is spliced from 7 exons. The record is from RefSeq and is a predicted model, not a curated record. The coding region runs from base 1 to 732 and encodes 243 amino acids.
AUGGCGAUUUUCUCUUCAAUCUUGGUCGCAUUUGUGGCCGUGGCGAGCACCGUUUCUGGUCAUGGACAUGUCAAGACUCACGAGAUGAACGGCGUUAAGUAUAUUGGAUACUUACCUAUCGCUGACCCCGACUUUACAGCCGAUGCUCCUAGCAUUGUUAGGAAAAUUCCUGGUGAUGGUCCGAUCAAGACUCCCCUCCUGGCAAACAUUACAUGUAACCAGGGUGCUGUACCUAUUCCCGGAAGAACUGGAGCAGUCGAUGCAGGAUCCCCAAUAAAGUUCUACUGGAAUGAGUGGCCUCAUCAAGGGCCUAUCUUUACCUAUAUGGCCAAAUGCGACCCCGACUGUGGAAGCUUCACAGGAACUUCAGGCCCAGUCUGGUUCAAGAUCCACGAACAAGGUUACAAUAACGUGACCAACCAGUGGGCUACCCAGAAACUAUUCGACGACGGGAAUACCUGGACUUCUACCAUCCCAGCCUGCUUAGCGCCGGGAGAUUACCUUGUCCGUCAUGAGAUUAUCGCCCUAUCUGAUGCCUACAAGUCUGGAGGCUGCCAGUUCUAUCCCAGUUGUGCGCAAGUUACCGUGGUGGGCAGCGGCACGGUUAACCCUACAGGAUAUGCACUUCCAGGUUUCUAUAAACCGACAGACCCUGGAAUCCUGUUCAACACAAACUUGCCGUAUACAUACUACCCGAUGCCGGGCCCACCGGUUUUCACUUGUCCCACCUAG